This is a messenger RNA of Baudoinia panamericana UAMH 10762, 780 nucleotides long. RefSeq lists its product as uncharacterized. The record is from RefSeq and is a predicted model, not a curated record. The coding region runs from base 1 to 780 and encodes 259 amino acids. NCBI's taxonomy places the organism in Eukaryota, Fungi, Ascomycota, Dothideomycetes, Mycosphaerellales, Teratosphaeriaceae. The transcript has a single exon.
AUGGACCUCCUCCAGACUGUCCGUAAAGAAGGCUCGCGUGGCGGCGUGAACUUCAGCUGGGACUCCGUGAAAACGUCCCAGCACCGCGAGAACUAUCUAGGCCACUCGCUCAUGGCCCCAGUCGGCCGUUGGCAAAAGAAUCGAGAUCUGAACUGGUAUGCGAAAGCUUCCGAUGCGGACUUGACACCGGAGCAAAGGGCAGAGAAGGAGCGUGAGCAGAUGAAGGAGGAGCGGAGGCGGGUGAAGGAGGCCGAGGAGGAUGCGAUGAGGAAGGCUAUGGGCCUGCCGCCGCUGGAUAGGGGAGGACUUGAAGGCAAUGCAAACUUGGAGCCACUCGGGCCGACGAAUACACAAAUGGGAAAGGUUAAUCAAGCGGUGAAGGAGGCAUUGGCGGACGAAACCGAGGAGGUGGAGGACAGAUCGAGGUUGCCAGCUUCGAGACGACGCCGAAGACACAGAAGCCGAGAGCCCACGCGAGGUUAUGAUGGUGACGCUGACCACAAGAGUAAGAGUAGGAGGCGACGGAGGUCACGGACGACGUCUAGAGACAGAGACCGCAACCGAAAGCAUCGCCAUUACCAGGAUGAUCAUUCGAAUGUCGGCAGGCGGUACAGAUCACGCAGCAGAGACCAUCGAAGAGACGGUUACGAACGACGGUACUACCGACGAGCUGGCUCCCAUUCUCGAGAUCGUGACACGAAGUCUGAGCGCAGGCGCCUACGCAGUCGGACGAGGUCACGUUCGCCUUACCAGCGCCGUAGGUCACGAGACGAGCGAUGA